This is a messenger RNA of Cryptomeria japonica (Japanese cedar), 525 nucleotides long. RefSeq lists its product as uncharacterized. NCBI's taxonomy places the organism in Eukaryota, Viridiplantae, Streptophyta, Pinopsida, Cupressales, Cupressaceae. Bases 1 to 525 code for a protein of 174 amino acids. The transcript is spliced from 2 exons. The record is from RefSeq and is a predicted model, not a curated record.
AUGGAGGUGGUAGAACCUAGAACUAAAUGGAUACUAGCUCUUGGUUAUGAAGUAUCUGAGGAAGAAGUGAUUGGUUUAACUGGAGUAAUUCUAAGAAGCCGCAAAGAUGAAACUCAAGAAAGACAUGGCACUUUUGAAGAAAAAUCCAAAGCAGUGCAUGAGGAGCAAAUGAAGCCUAUCAUUGAAAAAAAAGUUUGGAAGAAGGUUGAUGAACUGAGCAGAGUAUUUGAGAAGAAAAAGAAAAAGUCAAGUCAAGUAGAAGAAAAUUCUACUCCGACAUCUAAGGAUAAGUUUGGAAAAAGAAAGAAAGGAGCAACCUCUUCCUCAUCUUCAAGAAGAGUAAAGCUAAAAGCCACCAAAGGGAAGCCCUCUAAGGAGGAAGAAGAUAAAUCAAAAGAAGAAGAAUUAGAGACUGAGAUUGAGUCUGAAGAAAAAGAAAAAUCAGUUAAGGGAAAGAAAGUGCAUCUUGUAGAAUCCUCUGAAGAAGAAGACAUUGAGGUAGAAAAAGAAAGAUAUGUACUUUGA